AAAAAAAGUCAUUUUACAGACAAAACUUGGUCAGACAAUCUUUAAAAUAUAAUUUUACUAGAAAAUAAACAUUAGCAUGGAUAUUUCGUGUAUUUUAUUCCACAUAUUAAUGAUAUCAGCAUGUUCUGGUGGUGGCAGCGGUGGUGGCCAUGUCACACACUGUCUUCAUUCAGACUGUGGUGUUCAGGAAGCAAUAGAAUACAUCGUCGGAGGCAAAAUAGAUUCACAUCUGUGCCAUGCUUUGAAGAAUGUGGACUGCAAUCAUCAUAUUCUCAUACACGACGGGAUGAUUUGUGCAACAGACGGGAAAACGUACCGUAACCAUUGCGAGUAUGCAAAUGCUACAUGUUUACAAAGUUUUGACAAGCACAACUACCCACUCGCCAUUGCAUCACAUGGUCCAUGCCGCACUUCUUCUACAAGUACUGUAGCGUCAACAAAAUCAACUACACUCUCUGUAAAUACGGGCAGAGGACCAGAUGUUAGCACAGUAUCAGUGGAUAAUGUUCUCAAAUCUAUCUUUUGUAAGAACGUGUGGUCAAUCAACUGUGGUCAAGAUUUCUCUAUCGUGUGCGGGUCCGAUGGAAAAUACUAUCCAAACGAAUGUGAACUUCUAAAAUGGCAGUGUGAUAAUCCUUUAUUAAGGAAAGCAUCGGACACAAGUGUUUGUGGCUAGACAAGAUAUAGUUUCGCUUGGUUGAAAUGAAGCUGUAAUACAUUUUGUCAAUAAAGUUGACUAGGAAAAAUAUAAUCUUACAAUCUA
Molecule: messenger RNA, 763 nt
Organism: Ruditapes philippinarum (Manila clam)
Lineage: Eukaryota; Metazoa; Mollusca; Bivalvia; Venerida; Veneridae
Product: agrin-like
Exons: 5
Coding region: 77-676 (199 amino acids)
Molecular function (GO): protein binding
Source: RefSeq, a predicted model, not a curated record